CAAAAGCUGUGGAGAGAAUGGCGUGCUAGGGCGACUGGAAUCGGGCCAGUGCUUCCUUUGACAAGCAACAGUUCCAUGACUUCGAGGUCUGCUUCGCACAAGAAAAUGUCCGUCGCAACGAAACAGUGGCCAAGAAUCCCGAGAAUUGGAUAUGAAAUUGCAGUUGAUAUGGCGUACUGAGGGCGACAUGGGAGAAGGUAAGGAAAUCUACCAGGUAGGUCUUCUAGGAUCGCUCGAAUGCGCGCAUUCUUCUCGACAACACAUUUAGGAGCGCCCUGUGUUGCGUGAUCGACGAGCAUCUGCGGAUGGCGACUGUUACACCAGAGUUAUGUGAAUGUUUCGGCCAUGGCUAGCCAGAACUCGAUUUGGUGGGCCAUCCUUCAAUUGAAGGUUGCUUUCAUCGUGGAGUUUCUUGGUCUCUGGUCCCAAAUUCCGCAAUCGCCGCUCUGCGUCAAUGUAGGCUUUAUUUUUCGUAUCGAAGAUCAAAUCCACCUCAAAGAAUGCUCAAAAAAUAACCAGAGGCUUUCUAACGUCGUUCAAAGGCUUUCAGAAAAGUCGUUCGGCCCCGUUGCGGUGAGGCACUGCUAUUCAGGAAAACAAGAAGAUGCCUUGCAAAGUGCAAAACAACUCCACUCUCAAGUACGGUGUGAUCAACGACUGUCGAAAUUCGGAAGUAUGCCUGGUUGCGUUGUGUAUUGUAAGGACAGGACAAUACUUAUAAAUUUCCCUAAACAGCCGAGUGGCUCCAACGAGUGUUUCGAAUUGCUUGAACAGUGGCCCUGGAGAUUCCACGGUUGGAGGAAGUGUUCUCUUUCUCAAUCCUGCACAGUAUUUGUUAGUUUCUUCAAUCAUAACUCAACAGCCUUCAUUGUGCUCACCUAUCUGCAAAGUUUGUACUUUACUCCUCGAGUUCCUGGAGUGCCUGGAAUCUGCUAUUUCCUGAGAAGUACUCCAUGAUGCCUAUCAUCUUCUCUUGCUUUCAAUCGCGACUUAUUUGCGUCAAUAAAGAAUU
Molecule: messenger RNA, 1012 nt
Organism: Mollisia scopiformis
Lineage: Eukaryota; Fungi; Ascomycota; Leotiomycetes; Helotiales; Mollisiaceae
Exons: 1
Coding region: 346-957 (203 amino acids)
Source: RefSeq, a predicted model, not a curated record